CUCCGAAAUUGAAAGAAAAUGCAUCUUGAAGAUUAAGAUACACACAACAAUCCGUAAGUGCGUCAGAAUUUUCAGAAUCCGCGGUUCGCUGGAACUCUCGAAAUAAACAACUAAAUGUUACUGCACAUCUGAAGCUAUCGCAAGUGGAUAGCGCCGUAGAUAUAGAAAAACAGCGAUCGCAACCGAUCCGUCCGGAACACGAUAUAAUGUCGGGCCUGCGAAACACCUCGGAGGCCGUUGCAGUGCUCGCUUCCCUGGGACUCGGACUGGUUCUGCUCAUGUUCGUGGCGACCACCCCGCCGGCCGUUGAGGCCACCCAGUCGGGGAUUUACAUAGACAAUGGCAAGGACCAGACGAUCAUGCACCGGGUGCUGAGCGAGGACGACAAGCUGGACGUCUCCUACGAGAUCCUCGAGUUCCUGGGCAUCGCCGAGCGGCCGACGCACCUGAGCAGCCACCAGUUGUCGCUGCGGAAGUCGGCCCCCAAGUUCCUGCUGGACGUCUACCACCGUAUCACGGCGGAGGAGGGCCUCAGCGAUCAGGAUGAGGACGACUCCUACGAGCGGGGUCAUCGGGCCAGGAGAAGCGCCGACCUCGAGGAGGAUGAGGAUGAGCACCAGCAGAAGAACUUCAUCACCGACCUGGACAAGCGGGCCAUCGACGAGAGCGACAUCAUCAUGACCUUCCUAAACAAGCGCCACCACAACGUGGACGAACUGCGUCACGAGCACGGCCGGCGCCUGUGGUUCGACGUCUCCAAUGUGCCGAACGACAACUACCUGGUGAUGGCCGAGCUGCGCAUUUACCAGAACGCCAACGAGGGCAAGUGGCUGACCGCCAACAGGGAGUUCACCAUCACCGUCUACUCCAUAGGCACCGGCACGCUGGGCCAGCACACCAUGGAGCCGCUGUCCUCGGUGAACACCACCGGCGACUACGUGGGCUGGUUGGAGCUUAACGUGACCGAGGGCCUGCACGAGUGGCUGGUCAAGUCGAAGGACAAUCAUGGCAUCUACAUAGGAGCACACGCUGUUAACCGACCCGAUCGCGAGGUCAAGCUGGAUGACAUUGGCUUGAUCCACCGCAAGGUGGACGACGAGUUCCAGCCCUUCAUGAUCGGCUUCUUCCGCGGACCGGAGCUGAUCAAGGCGACGGCCCACAGCAGCCAUCACAGAAGCAAGCGAAGCGCCAGCCAUCCUCGCAAGCGCAAGAAGUCGGUGUCGCCCAACAACGUUCCACUGCUGGAACCAAUGGAGAGCACGCGCAGCUGCCAGAUGCAGACCCUGUACAUAGACUUCAAGGAUCUGGGCUGGCACGACUGGAUCAUCGCCCCAGAGGGCUACGGCGCCUUCUACUGCAGCGGCGAGUGCAAUUUCCCGCUCAACGCGCACAUGAACGCCACGAACCAUGCGAUCGUCCAGACACUGGUCCACCUGCUGGAGCCCAAGAAGGUGCCCAAGCCCUGCUGCGCUCCGACCAGGCUGGGAGCACUACCCGUUCUGUACCACCUGAACGACGAGAAUGUGAACCUGAAAAAGUAUAGAAACAUGAUUGUGAAAUCCUGCGGGUGCCAUUGAAUUCAAUUUACCACUUAGGCUAAGCACUAUAAAGCAUUUCUGUGUAGAUGUCCAUCUCUGUACUAAUCUCGAAUAUUUUUAUAGAAAUAUACAGCGCUGUACCUAA
Messenger RNA from Drosophila santomea, 1683 nucleotides. RefSeq names its product protein 60A (gene gbb). NCBI's taxonomy places the organism in Eukaryota, Metazoa, Arthropoda, Insecta, Diptera, Drosophilidae. Gene Ontology annotation, molecular function: cytokine activity; growth factor activity. The record is from RefSeq and is a predicted model, not a curated record. The transcript has a single exon. Gene Ontology annotation, biological process: BMP signaling pathway; SMAD protein signal transduction. Bases 207 to 1577 code for a protein of 456 amino acids. Gene Ontology annotation, cellular component: extracellular region.